AUGGAUGAGAUUGAAAUACUGAUAAAACAUCAUUUUCGCCAUAGCAGCACCUCAUCGUUAGAAGAAUUUGGCGAGACAUUCCAUAACAAUGUGUCACCACCUAAUCUACAUCCGCCUGAACUGCGCGGCAACAGCAAAUCUGUCCCGGAUGGUUUGAAGAUAUCUCUCGACAGUCCUGAAGGUCAUAAAGCACCUCCAAUCUCCCCUACCUCCAACGUGUCAUGGUUCGUAGAUGAAUUGCCAGUGAUCGAAGAAGAAGAGCAGGAUAAAAGGCGCGUAUCUGAAGGAGGUAGUUGGUUCUUAGUGGAAAGCUCAAAAACUGUCUUUUUUUUUGAAAUUAUUUAUCCUCAGAAUCACUGUCGAGCAGUCAAAGCAACAGCUCCAAAACAACGCAUCGAAGUUUGGAACCCCAUGCGAGCCAUUUGCCAAUUCCUGAGAGGGGAGACAUCAAACAAAGCCAAAAGAAGCUUGAUGAGAAAAAAAGUCAUAAAAGAGAUUAAUGCUGGGAUAAGACGAUACUUCAAUUUCUUUCGACACUCUUAAAA
Molecule: messenger RNA, 545 nt
Organism: Strongylus vulgaris
Lineage: Eukaryota; Metazoa; Nematoda; Chromadorea; Rhabditida; Strongylidae
Source: the annotation of a GenBank genome assembly